Macroventuria anomochaeta is the source of this 633-nucleotide messenger RNA. RefSeq lists its product as uncharacterized. Lineage: Eukaryota; Fungi; Ascomycota; Dothideomycetes; Pleosporales; Didymellaceae. The coding region runs from base 133 to 582 and encodes 149 amino acids. The transcript has a single exon. The record is from RefSeq and is a predicted model, not a curated record.
AUUUUGGGCUUAUACAUUGUGGAUGAUGCGCUGUCUAUGGCCGAGAACAGAGACAUGCGAGCGUCCUUUUAUGUGCCUCCGCCCCGUUAAGAGUGGAUGUGAUGCACAAGUAUUGAAGAGCUAACAUUCACCAUGGAAGGUAUCACCACAUACACCAGUGACCUCCUCAAACCGGGAAGUACACGGACACAUAACCCCUCCCCGCUUCCUCUCUGUUCACCAAGCCCCAAUCUACCUCACGACUCGCAUACACAAACCAUAAACAAUUACUCUCUUCCCAAAUCUUUCUACGCAUCGAUACUGGAACAAUGGGCUGGCGCUGCUGCCACUGCUGCUACCACAACCGCGGCCCCAGCGACGAGAAGGCGCCGUGCCAGAACUUCUUCAAAAGACCGAGGUGCACGCAUGGCGUGUGUGAGCAGUGUGCACUGUUUAUUGCGAAUCCUCCACCAGCAGAAACUGAACGGAAGCAGAUACGUCGGCAGGGGAAGGAAACGGGCGGAGGAUGUGCAGUCAUGUAGACUAUCGGCGCAUAUGUUAAGAUCCGACCAGCCAGGGAAACAAAUGUAUUCGUUCCAGUAACAAGAGUGACAGCAAAUGCUACAGUAUGAAUACCAUUCACAUGUGCUGUGU